Drosophila hydei is the source of this 1568-nucleotide messenger RNA. RefSeq lists its product as uncharacterized. The record is from RefSeq and is a predicted model, not a curated record. Gene Ontology annotation, molecular function: oxidoreductase activity. The transcript is spliced from 3 exons. Lineage: Eukaryota; Metazoa; Arthropoda; Insecta; Diptera; Drosophilidae. The coding region runs from base 372 to 1454 and encodes 360 amino acids.
UAAAAUGUGAAUCAGAUGGCAACUCUUCCAAAGUUUGUUUGCAUAAAAAUUUAAUAGUUUAGCUUAUCGCUAAAAUUUUGAACAGUUGGCGCGUUUAGCUGUAAUUACUCACGUGCACUCACACCUAUAUUCAGAGUUACAGAGCUCACAAACCGGUCGUAUAUUAUUAAAAUUGAUCGUACCAAUCAGUGUUACUGAAGCCAGCUUGCGCGCAUCAAUUGCUCAAUUGCGGACACUUCAAUUGCCCAAAGUGUACAUUUUGCAGAUUGUGAAAAGUGUACAAAAAUUUUGUUUGCUUUUGUAAGCAACGCAAAGUAAACAACGUCGUCCAGAUACUACGCGUCUUGGCACGUACACACGAAAUCGACACCAUGUCGAAUGGCAGUAAUGAACGUGCUGAGAAUUAUUUACAGAACCUUUUAACAAAUGGCAGCAAAGAAGGCGAUAGCGGAGCAAAAUUGGACCUGCCGCCAUGGUAUGAUGAGCAGCUAUUCAAGCGGGGCCAGGGGUACUUUAGGAAAUAUCGCUUUGUGAUGACCUCGGGCAUGUUGGCUGGAUUAAUUGCGGUUCUUGCCAUUCCAUCGAUACUCCGUGUGCUAAUCUGCACGCGACAAUCAUCGAAUACCCUUAGUGCCUAUCGCCGUUAUUUACGCACUAUUUUCCAUGUGCACGCCUGGUAUUUCCACUCGAUUGAUGAUAGGUCCAGCAAACUGUGGACGAGCAUUGCGGCUGUGAGGCAGGCACAUUCUCGCUCAAGCAAGGCUUGCCAGCGACGAAGUUGCGGUCAGAUAACACAAAAGGAUUUGGCCUUGACACAAUUUGGAUUCAUUGGCUUUAUAACGCUGGGUGCGCAUCGUAUAUCACUUGAAGAUGACGAUUUUCUUGAGGCCACAUCGCAUAUGUGGCGUGUGCUGGGUUAUUUGCUGGGAAUUAAGGAUUGUUACAAUAUUUGUGGAAACAGCUGGGAAGAAUCCAGGGAGCGUUUAAAUAUUGUUAUGCAUAAAGUAUAUAGGCCGGCGCUAGAGCACACUAGUGAGGAAUUUCAUCAAAUGACCGAAGCACUAGUUCAUGGGCUUUGGCAUGCAAAUCCUAUGCUUUCGGUCGGAGCAAAUAUUUACUUGACCAAGCGUCUGGCGUACGUUAAGGGUUAUGAGUACUACAGCUUUGAUUAUCCUGCAGGCGAGCAGCCUGAUCCGCAGCAAAAGUCAUACUAUUAUGAUCUUAAUUGGUGGGAUCGUUUUAUAGUUAGUUAUGGUCUGUUUAUUGUUACUUACUUGCACAAGUACCAAAUUGUGCGCUGGUAUUUUAAUUUCCGAGUUUGGGUAUUGGAUCUCUUUAUGUACUACUUGCCAACCAUAGCCAUUUGGAAAUUUGGAUUUAAAUCAGCCUAUGUGAGCAUCUUUCGGCCAGGAGGUGCUGCACAUGAGCUGCAAUUAAAUUUGAAGGAAGAGUAGUUCCGCGUAAAAUGUAAUCUGUUAAGUGAUCUUUGUGAUGGGUUUAGAACUUUUUAUUUAUUAUGCUUGUAUGUGUUAAAAUGUGUUUAGUUACAAAUUUAAAUAGCGAUAAGA